Ciona intestinalis (vase tunicate) is the source of this 2293-nucleotide messenger RNA. The record is from RefSeq and is a predicted model, not a curated record. NCBI's taxonomy places the organism in Eukaryota, Metazoa, Chordata, Ascidiacea, Phlebobranchia, Cionidae.
CAGUAGCACUGAGUGCAGAGCAAACAAACAGUCCAAUUAGUAAGAUAAGAGCAUUACCGUAUCAUUUUUUCGAGUGCUUCUUUGUACAUUAUUGCACUGUUUAAAUAUUGUAUGUGCAUAUGACUGAAGUGGUCCAUACAGCACUUUAAAGUUUUAACAAUAUCAUUUCGACGUUUUAGGUCUUUAGGAUAUAAUGAACCUACUACUCAGCGAAGAGCGUUUUCGCAUUGUAAUAAUAAUUGGUGCAGCAUUUUUCGUUGGUGCAAGCGCGCACGCUGAGAAGCAACUUAGUUUUCCAAAUGAAGGAUACGACCCAGUAUUAGAUGUUGCCAAGAUAGGCAGAGCAGUGGAGAAGGCAGGCCAUGCUGACUGGAAGUUAGACCUCGCAGAUAUUUUGCAUGGUGUGCAUCAACAUAAACAAGCUGAUGAUGGUGGAUUGCAUUCUGUGAUUAAAAAAAUGUUGGACCAAAUCGCUAAAUACGAUGAAGAAGUGCAACAAUGCUUGUGCCAGUGGCGCAUUGUGUUGGAAGAUGCGACUAAUGUCAGUAGUAACGGGGUAUACGCUUUACAAAUGUUAGAUUCAUGGGCGAUACCUGAAAGUGGAAUAUUGGAAGGCAACAUAAGAUGGGCUGGUCAUUAUUAUGAAUGCUGGAAGUCACGUGGUCCAUACGUCAGUGGAAAAUGGUGCAAUACAUAUAUGGGGAAGCAGAGACCGGUAGAACACCCUGGAAUACCUUUAGCUAUGAGUUGGGGAUCGUGUUUCCCAAUAUCGUGCACAGAUACUGCAGUGGCAACUAUAAUUGAAGAACUUACAUCGAUGGUAAUUUUGCCCGAAAUAAUUGAGACCUCAUGCCCACUGCCGAUCACACGGAUUGACACAAUUGAUAUUAUUGCAAUGGUUAUUUGUUGUCUAUUUCUUGUGCUGGUUAUUGUUGGCACCGCAUACGAAUUCUACACAAACAACUCGGUACAAAGUGUGCGGUAUCAGGACCACAGUACAAACAAACCUCAUCGCAAACAGCAAGCAAUAACCAUUUGGAAAGUUCUUUCUUGUUUUUCAAUGAUUUCAAACGCUAAGCUACUUACAAGCAUGAAGGUAAAAGAAGGAACAUUGCCGCUUCUUGACGGGUUACGUGCUUUGAGCACAACUUGGGUGAUCGUAGCCCAUGUUCUUUAUAUACCAAUGAACGCUAUAGAUAACCCAGUAUAUUCGAACGAUUACUACAAGGCACACGGUGAGGUCCAAGCGCUAAGUAACGGAACAUUUUCAGUGGACAGUUUCUUUUUCUUGAGCGGUUUACUUGUCGCUUAUCUGGGCAUUAAACAUCUAAGCAAUUCAAAUGGAAAGAUUAAUAUUCCUCUAAUGUAUUCGCAACGUUAUCUCAGACUGACUCCAGUAUACGCGUUUCUUCUUCUGUUCUCAAUGAGUCUAUACAAGUUCUUCGGAUACGGUCCUUACUGGAACGACUUAGCUUCUGUGAUGUACAACUCGUGCAAAGACGUUUGGUUUGCGAAUCUUCUCUACUUUAAUAACCUUUACCCAGUCGAGGCCCAGCAAUGUUUUGGUUGGAGUUGGUAUUUGGCAAAUGACAUGCAGUUUUAUCUUCUCUCUCCGUUUAUUCUAAUUCUUCUGUACAGAUCUAAAACGUUCGGGUUUUUGGUUAUGAUGGUCCUACUUAUCGGAAGCACUUUAAUAACUGGCGUCCUGUCAAAGGAAACAAACUUACAACCGACACCAAUUGGCGUUAACUUAUACAUGUCAAUAUUUGGACGGUUUAUGGUAAACACAUCGGCCGAAGUAACUUAUGCUGAUCGUUACAAGACCGACACAUACACCACCCCUUGGUGCAGGAUAGGGGUAUAUGUUAUCGGUAUGAUGACCGAUAACCCAGUAUAUUCGAACGAUUACUACAAGGCACACGGUGAGGUCCAAGCGCUAAGUAACGGAACAUUUUCAGUGGACAGUUUCUUUUUCUUGAGCGGUUUACUUGUCGCUUAUCUGGGCAUUAAACAUCUAAACAAUUCAAAUGGAAAGAUUAAUAUUCCUCUAAUGUAUUUGCAACGUUAUCUCAGACUGACUCCAGUAUACGCGUUUCUUCUUCUGUUCUCAAUGAGUCUAUACAAGUUCUUCGGAUACGGUCCUUACUGGAACGACUUAGCUUCUGUGAUGUACAACUCGUGCAAAGACGUUUGGUUUGCGAAUCUUCUCUACUUUAAUAACCUUUACCCAGCCGAGGCCCAGAGUUGCUUAGUUCACAUCUCUAUUGUAGAAGAUAUGUUACAACUUAUCUAA